Molecule: messenger RNA, 417 nt
Organism: Patiria miniata (bat star)
Lineage: Eukaryota; Metazoa; Echinodermata; Asteroidea; Valvatida; Asterinidae
Product: retinoschisin-like
Exons: 3
Coding region: 1-417 (138 amino acids)
Source: RefSeq, a predicted model, not a curated record
AUGGUAGGAAGUGAUGAUGGGGAACAGCCUCUACUGCUCGUCCUAGAUCAUCAUCAUAGAACCUCCUCUUCUCCCUUUCGGAUGCUACAAGAUGACAACGAUGCUAAUCCCUGGAUCGAGGUAGACCUCGUUAAUAGUACCGUGGUGUCGGGUGUCGUCACACAGGGCGAAAACUAUUGGGUUGUGACGCAGUACAAAGUGGAGUAUAAGAAGCAGCCCACAUCUAAAUGGCAAAACGUGACAGAUGGAAACGGAAACACCAAGUUGUUCAUCGGUAACAAUCAAGUUGAACUGAACGCCCCGGUCACUAAUUUGUUUGAUGAGAGUGUGGUGGCCACGGUAGUGCGCAUUGUGCCUACUAAACGGAUAAAUGGUGUUGCUCUGCGAUUGGAGUUUCUUGGGUGUCGCCUGGGUUAA